Cimex lectularius (bed bug) is the source of this 5585-nucleotide messenger RNA. It is a transcript of the gene Tomosyn, whose product is annotated as syntaxin-binding protein 5. Bases 49 to 3777 code for a protein of 1242 amino acids. Gene Ontology annotation, molecular function: myosin II binding; syntaxin binding; GTPase activator activity. The transcript has 22 exons. Gene Ontology annotation, cellular component: cytoplasm; plasma membrane; SNARE complex. The record is from RefSeq and is a predicted model, not a curated record. Gene Ontology annotation, biological process: regulation of protein secretion; regulation of exocytosis. Lineage: Eukaryota; Metazoa; Arthropoda; Insecta; Hemiptera; Cimicidae.
GACCCUGAGGAAACGAGGAUUUGAAUGGAUCUCGAGUCAACGUAAACCAUGAAGAAGUUCACCUUCAAAGGCGUCUUGGACGGGCUCAGGUCCUCCGUGUCCCAGCAGCCCCGAAACGACCAGGAGAUCGUCGAGACCCUCAGGCCGGAGAAUUUUCAAGUCGCCAAGACUUUUCGCCAUGGUUUUCCCAACCAACCAACUGCCGUGGCCUUCGAUCCGAUCCAGCGGCUCCUGGCGAUCGGGUCUAAAAACGGAUCCCUUAGAAUACUAGGAAGAUUCGGAGUCGAUUGUCAUGUUUUCCACGAAGGCGAGGUGGGCAUCAUACAGAUCGUUUUCCUUGUCAACGAAGGCGCCUUGAUAACAGCCACUACUGAUGACAGUGUUCACCUUUGGAAUUUCAGACAGAAAAGGCCGGACCUCGUCCAUAGUCUUCAAUUUCAAAGAGAAAGAAUAACGUGCAUACACCUCCCUCUUCACAGUAAAUGGCUGUACGUCGGCUCUGAAAGGGGCAAUAUUCACGUGGUAAAUAUUGAAUCUUUCCAGCUCUCCGGGUACGUCAUCAACUGGAACAAAGCGAUCGAAGUGUCACGCAAAACACACCCUGGAGCUGUUGUGCACUUAAGUGAUAACCCUUUAGAUUCGAGUAAGUUACUUAUUGCUUUUGAAAGUGGGCAGCUGGUCCUUUGGGAUCUUAGAAUGAAAGUAGCAGAAGCAAGAUGGCAAUCAAGCGAACCUCUAAAAUCUGUAAUAUGGCACCACGAUGGCAAACAGUUCAUGACCUCACACACAGACGGCACCUUACAGACCUGGAACAUUCGACAAUUUGGCAAACCUGUCAAUAUCCUGCAACCGCACGCAAAAAUUGGAAAGGAUGGUAAACCCGAAUCUUGCAAAGCGAUUCAAAAAGUAGAAUGGAAAGCUGCGAGAAGCGGAGAAACAUUUGUAAUAUUCUGUGGUGGCUUGACUUAUGACAAAGCCGGAAGGUCACCAAGCAUAACUAUUAUGCAUGGUAAAGCUACAACUGUGUUAGAAAUGGAGCACAAUGUUAUUGAUUUUAUUACAUUGUGUGAAAGCCCAUAUGCAAGUGAUAUUCCAGAGCCGUAUGCUAUAGUUGUCGUACUUCAGAAUGACCUUGUCGUCAUUGACCUCCUCAGUCCAGGCUUUCCGUGUUUUGAAAGUCCUCACCCAAUGGAUGUACACGAAUGUCCAGUGACUUGUUGCACAUAUCUUGCUGACUGUCCUUCAGAUCUGAUACCUGCUUUCUACUCCAUUGGGUCACGAUCUUCAAAACGGACGGGAUUUAGUGAUAAAGAAUGGCCACUUGCCGGAGGAGAAUGGACGACUCCACCUUGUAGUUAUAGUGAAAUAAUUAUUACUGGACAUGCGGAUGGGAGUAUAAAAUUUUGGGAUGCGUCGUGUGGUACUCUUCAGGUUUUGUACAAAGUAAAAACAAAUAAAGUAUUUGAAAGGCCGCAGAGCAAAUCACAAGAUGGUAACGAUGACGACCCUUUUGCCAUUCAACUCUUGUCGCUCUGUCCUGAAUCAAGAAAAUUGUGUAUCGCCGGUGCAGCUGGUUAUGUGAUUCUUUUCAAGUUUAAAAAACAAGAAUCGUCUUCUGAAACAGCGGUUUUGGACAUCCCGAUUGUCUACGAGGCCUUUGAUGAGCUAGAAUGUUCACCAGAAACUGAUUAUUCAAGGAGUAACCUAAACAAAAUUGACUCUGGGGAUAAUAAGAUUUUUGGAGCGGAUACAGGAACACCAAUAAAAGUAAAACCAGGCCUACAGAAAAAACCCCCAGGCUUUCAGGCUACAUUAGUCUGUAUUUCUCCAGCACCUAUAACAUCUCUGGGUAUCAACUCUUCAUACGGGCUGAUGGCUUAUGGAACAGAUACUGGAGCUGUAGUAGUGGACAUUGUGCAUAAAAUAUGUUUGUUGAAUGUUGCUACGCCAGACCUGUACGGAGGCGCUGAUCCCUAUCAGCGAGUACCAAAGUCACCAAAAAGAAGUCAGCCACCAGACUCAGACCCAGACAGGUGUAGGUCACCAAGUAUAGAUCAGGGUGUUGAAGUUGAAGAAAACAUAUCAGGAAAUACUUCACCACACGAAGAUGCCGAGACUGAACCAAGAAGGCGCAAGUUUAAUCUGAAAAAGCAGCUCAGCCGGGUCGAUCUAAAGCUGAAGUUCCAGCCGAGAAACAACAAAAGAUCGUGUUCAGUCUUUUACGCAGAAAAAGAUUCAGCCGAUGAGAGCCCCACUAGUCUGAGCCCGGACGACGAUAUGCCUACGAUCAAAGAGCCGGAGACGGAUGAAAAGCCGGCCGUGAGACCUUCCGAUCUUGCCUUGUUUGAAGAACGGCCCAUUCCGCCUCCGAGGAGGGAGAAAAAAGACAAGGAAAUGCCUAAACGAGACACAAGACUAUUAUCGGUCCCAAAUAUUAAGUAUCAUCCGAGGAUAAACCAAGGCAGAUCAGCAAUGAUACGCAAAAUAAAUAAAUUAGACAGUUCAUUUUCAAGAUCAAGAAGUUCUAGUAUGUCAAGCCUAGAGAAUAUAAGUUCAGAAGCUGUUCAGUGCAUUACAUUUGCGGAUUCAUAUACAAAAAAAUCAGACCCUUCGACAUUCCCUACUCUGUGGUUUGGCACAAGCCUUGGAUCAGUUUUGACUGUGAUGCUCAACGUACCUUCAUCUGAUAUUAGACUGACUCACCCUGUUGCUGUUGGGCCAUUCGGCACAAUGUUUCGCUUAAAAGGGUCCAUUUUAACCAUGUCUUUCCUUGAUUGCAAUGGUGCUUUAAUUCCUUACACAUUCGAAAGUUGGAAAGACGAAAGUAAAGAAAAACAAAGCCGUGAGUAUAUUUAUUCAUUUUAUUCUUUUCAGACUUUUUAUUUUAAAUUUUGUUUCGUUUCAGGAUCCUCUAGAGCAAAUAGCAAUAGCAGGAUGUCUCCUCCUGGCACUGCAAUCGGGGAAGUCAGCAGUUGUGAUAGACAGUUUGUGGUGAUCGUAAGUGAAAAACAGGCAAUCGUCGCUGCUCUUCCUUCCCAUAACAUCGUAUACAAGCAGCAAAUAACUGAAACUGAUUUUGUAGUGAAAGCUGAAAUUAUUUCUCUUAAAGAAAGCGUCUGUUUGGUUUGUUACAUUUCAAACGGCCAUAUCGUCGCUUACAGUUUACCGAGUCUUCGGACUUUGAUCGACACAGAUUUUCUCCCGUUGGCCGAUUUAAGUUUUCAGACACGGAAACCGGGCAUAGUUGACCCAAUGUUGUCCAUUUGGGGGCAACAGAUGUUUGUCAAUGAGGAUACAGACCAAAUCGCGAGAACAUUUUCUUUUAGCAAUCAUGGCAAUGGAUUAUAUCUAUGCUCGCCGACUGAAAUACAGAAGUUUUCAGUCUCCGCCGAUUUUUGUUCUAGUCUUAGUGAGAUGGUCGGGGAACUUUUUCUCCCCCAUGAUAUGCCCGAGCCACCAAAAGAGAGUUUUUUCAAAGGAUUGUUCGGUGGAGGAGCGAGAUCUCUGGACCGAGAAGAAUUGUUUGGAGAAGCAUCGAGCGGGAAAGCCUCGAGGACGAUUGCCAAACACAUACCCGGAAUUGCAGGCCUCGACUCAAACUCUCAAAAGGCCUGCGGCGAGAUCGCCAAAGCGCACCAGAUGGUCGUCGAAAGAGGGGAAAAAUUGUCCCAGCUCGAGGAGAGGACGGCGAGGAUGAUGAAUGAAGCGGAAACUUUCCAGUCCUCUGCCCACGGUCUAAUGCUCAAGUACAAAGACAAAAAAUGGUAUCAAAUAUGAAGUACUCAAUUUAGUUUUCUUUUUCUUCAACUACCUCCUCUUAUGUAUCUUUUCUUCGGAAUUAAGCAAAAGUAAUAAAGAAAUAAAUAAAUAAAAGAGAAUAACUUGUGCAGAACUUUAAGAUUCUGUGAUAUUGAUUAGAGAAUUCUUGCAUUAGUUGAAAUUUCCUUUUUAUAAUUAAAUUUGUAACGGCCAAAUUUGGGACUCAAAAGUAACAGAUUAUAUAAAGUGAAUAUUAUUAAAAACAAAUCAUUAAAAAUAAAAUGAAAGGUUUAAAUAUUAUUUUAAUUUCUUUUUUUUUUUUUUUUUGUGUGUGUUUUAAACGUUUUGUAAACUUAAGAGCCUCAACUUUGGCUAAGACUAAAGAGAAUUUUAAACAUAAAAUGAAUGCACUAUUUGUUCAAAUAUAUGGCACAAUUUAAUAGUCGCAGUAAAUACAUACUGUUAAACUGUGCUUUAAUUAGUAAUUAAUAUUAGAAAGAGUUAUCACUUUUUCAAGAAAACAGGAAUGUUAAAAUUAAAAUAUAAGACUAUAAUUAUAUUUCAUAAGCUAUAAGAAAAAGAAAAAUGUAGUCUGAAUAGAUUGCUAUAAUUGCUGUAUGUAUAUAAUAUUUUCAUUAUGUUAGUCAUUGUAAAUAGAGAUCAUAUCUCUGUUCAUACACACUAUAUAUUAAAGAUAUGAUCUAAUGUGUAUUAGAUUAGGCGCUGGAAUAAUUUUUGUUUCAUUUGAUACUAAUAACUAUAUAAGAAAAAAAAUACGUGAAAAUUAGUUUUCCUGAAAAAUUUCAAAUUUUUCUUAUUAGUUGAAAUUUAUUCAUAAACAAAGGCCUUCUGACCCAAAAGCAUUAUUUAUAAAUGACAAUAAAUUUAAUUUUUGCUCGUGGUAACGUCAAGCACAAUAAAAAUGUUACCUUUGAAAUUCUAGUCAGUUUUUUGAUUUGUAAAUAUUCGUCUUCCACACGUUGUUCUUUUGUUUUGUGUUAAUCUUUUUAAACACCCCCUCCCUCCCCUUCAGGUUAAAUUUUUUAGUUUAUUAUUAAAUUUCGUUGUUAUUGUUGAUUUAUAAUACUCUUUAUAGAAGCGCUCGUAGUAAACAUGGUUGCAUAUAUUUUUAAUGGUUACCAGGUAAAGGUAUAAAAUACAAGCAAACAUCUCAGAUCUUGUGGGAGACAAAAUGUUAUAUAAAUAAUCUGAAAUCUAUAUUUCUAGUUAAUUUUUGUAUCUGUAGUGGUUAACUACAUAAUUGGAUCUAAAAAAUAUAUAUAUUAUAUACUGAUACUGGUUAAUCAGCUGUGUGAUUAAUAUUAAUGUUUGUAUUUUAAGAUCACUGUAUACAUUUUGACACAAGUAUACAAAUCCUGAUAAAUGAAUUGUUUUAUUUUAUUGGGCUUCCUUAUUUCUUUUUAUUAUUAUUAUUAUUAUUAUUAAAAAAAGACACAUGAUACACUAGCAAAUACACAUCCUGUUUAUUUUAGGACCUGUAAUAAAAUAAAGGGUUUGUGUACAUAAACUUUCAUAAAGGAAGUCAGUGUUGCUUAACAUAAUUUUUAUAUAAUGUAUUGUUUGUAUAUACAAUAAACAAUAUUUGAUAAUGUUAAUAAAACGACUUACCUUAAGUGUAAUACAAUGGGAUAGAAAAUAGAGUUUUAUAAGGUUGCUGGUUGUACCGCGAGAUCUAGAAGUUUGCCAGAUGAAAUUUCCAAGGAAAACCAUAUCCUCAAUAAAAAGCUCAUACUUGUUCACAAGAAAAACUUCACAAAAAAAAAAAAUCCUUCUAAAAUGUGUGAUAUAAUAUGGCUGUGUAAAAA